This is a messenger RNA of Xylaria bambusicola, 843 nucleotides long. RefSeq lists its product as uncharacterized. Gene Ontology annotation, biological process: mycotoxin biosynthetic process. The coding region runs from base 1 to 843 and encodes 280 amino acids. The record is from RefSeq and is a predicted model, not a curated record. Lineage: Eukaryota; Fungi; Ascomycota; Sordariomycetes; Xylariales; Xylariaceae. The transcript is spliced from 4 exons.
AUGAGAAGAGAAGAAGAUCAUAUUGAGUCAACAGGAUUCCUCGACGACAGCGUCGAUCUGUCAGAGAAGUUUCGUCGCGAAUUGGGAGUCUCUCCUCCGAAGCGGUGCUCAUACAUGACUUGGGCGCUUCACGCCGCUCUCAUUACUCUAUACUCAGUUGUGUUCCUACUCGCAACACUGAAUAACUACCACCGGACAACAAACCACGAUGCCUUACGAGAUAUGAUCCCAUCACCUGCGAGGUCUUCUAUCAGGUAUGAAACGAAAUACUUCACCAAUGACAAAGCUAGUGCCUCAGUAUAUUUCGGAGAGCCUAGUGAUCAAAGGGAGGCGCUCUGGGAAGAGCUACUGGGACCUUCUACCAUUCGCCUAAGCGCCCACGACCUUGAGCGGUUAGGGAGACCCAAGGAAAAGGGCAUCCAGCUUCCAGACGGCGACUAUAUCGGUACCCUUAACGUGUUCCACGACCUGCACUGCCUCCGACGAGUCACUAGGCUGCUCUACCCAGAGCACUAUUUCCCGAACAUCACGAAUGAAGACAAACAUAUGAACCUCCUACACGCCCAACACUGCAUGGACCGUCUUCGCCAGUCGAUCCAGUGUCGUGGCGACAUAAGCGUGGCCACGUACCUGUGGGGGGUGCGACAAGCGGUCCCGAUAGGAAACUUCACCUCGUUGCACGAAUGUGUGAACUGGGAUGCCCUUCACGAUUGGUCGCGAGAUAAGAUGGUUGACGUCUUCGAGCCGGGUCUACUGAUUCACCCUACACUGGGACCGGCGUACGCUAGCUACGGGACCAAUAAAACGUUUACUGGUAUCGUGGUCGACCACCCUGCUGAUUGA